UAUUGAUGUCUCAUAAAUGUGAGGAAACUUACAACGCCAACAGAAAAUGGGGUUAUUCGAUCGUUUAGCGAACCUUUUAGGUCUUAGGAAAAAAGAAGUAAACGUUUUAGUAGUGGGCCUUAACAACAGUGGUAAGUCAACGGUCAUAAAUAAUUUCAAACGCGAGGAUGACCGUUGCAUAGACAUAGUGCCCACUGUCGGGUUUAAUGUCGAAAAAUUCGCAUUUAAAAAUGUCAGUUUCACCGCGUUCGAUAUGUCGGGCCACGACCGUCAUAGAUCAUUGUGGGAGCAUUAUUACAAAGAUUGCCAAGGGAUCAUCUUUAUAAUUGACAGCAGCGAUAAACUGCGACUGGUUGUUGUGAAAGAAGAGCUGGACAUGCUCCUGCAGCAUCCCGAUAUUGCAGGACGCAAGGUACCCAUUCUCUUCCUGGCGAACAAGAUGGACUUGCCCGAUUCUUUGACCACCGUAAAAUUAGUCGCUGGACUUGGACUCGAGCGAAUACAAAAUAAACCCUGGCACAUACGGGCGACAAAUGCAUUAACUGGCGAGGGCUUGCAGCCGGCGAUCGAGUGGCUGACGGAUCAAAUUCGCGAUAUAUACAUCAACAAGAGAUAAAUUACGUCGUUAUACGAGAUACGACUGAUU
Trachymyrmex cornetzi is the source of this 646-nucleotide messenger RNA. RefSeq names its product ADP ribosylation factor-like 6 (gene Arl6). The coding region runs from base 47 to 616 and encodes 189 amino acids. The transcript is spliced from 3 exons. Gene Ontology annotation, molecular function: GTP binding; GTPase activity. The record is from RefSeq and is a predicted model, not a curated record. Lineage: Eukaryota; Metazoa; Arthropoda; Insecta; Hymenoptera; Formicidae.